Molecule: messenger RNA, 3550 nt
Organism: Beta vulgaris subsp. vulgaris (sugar beet)
Lineage: Eukaryota; Viridiplantae; Streptophyta; Magnoliopsida; Caryophyllales; Amaranthaceae
Exons: 6
Coding region: 1110-2975 (621 amino acids)
Source: RefSeq, a predicted model, not a curated record
CAAAUUUAAGCAAAGCAAAGAAAGAAAGAAAAAGAAACAAUUUAAAAGAUCCGUCAAGAAUUAAAUAGAAAGAAAACAAUACAAGAAGUCUGUAACCCUAACCCUCGAUUACAAUUCACAACUUUCUCUCUCUAGAUUUCACCCAUUCUUCAGGAUUUCGCAUUCAAAAACUCGACGAAUUAUCACACGCAAAUUUCAGAUUUUCUGCGUCAAUUUACGUUCUUCGAAUUUGACAAGCAGAUAAGAAGACUGAAACACAACGAUUUUCGGCCAAAUUAAACCUUUUUUCGACGAAUUCGGAAACUUCGAUCUUUCAGAAAUUUGAAGGUUUGUAUUGGAGUAAUUUCAAUUUGAGUUUUACGAUUGAAAAUUUGCAUAUUACACAAAUUUCAGCACGAAUUCAGAAUUUAUCGUAAAAUUUCAAAUUUUGGGGGUUCAGUUGAGAACCCACUGAACCCCCCUUGGAUACGCACUGUUCGUAAGUGUGGUUUAAUUUGUUCUGAAAAUCCAUCUUUUUUGUCGAAGAUGGAGGAGUAGAAUUAGGUAUUGUACCAAUUUUGUUUAUGCUGGCGUUUUUGGUUGUUCCUCCAUUGAUACUAUUGCUGUGGUUUGGUACUUGUGUUCGUAUUUGGUUCCUUUAUUAAUCGUAGAAUUGGGACAAACUUUUUGGAACCCUAGUUUUUAACUGUACAGGGAAGUAGCUAUUCAAAUUCAUUUUUGAUAUAGUUUGAAGGGGAGUCUACUUUGGACAUCAAACAGACAUUACGUUCGAGUAAUCGACCGUUUUACGACUGUGGUAGAAGCGUUGUUAUCUGGAAAAUCAGAACUAAGAUUUUCAAGACUUUGACUGUGAGAGACCUCCGGAUAUCUGGUGCCAAAUUGUCGCCCGUUUCCUUAUUUCUUCGAUAAUAGAGUUGGCUAGUAGUUUUGCGCUAGAGCAUAAUAAGAAGGUUGACAUUGAGUAGGAUAUUGGUUAGAGAUUGUGCCUAUUAGAGGUUAAGAAGAGUUUGGUGGUGCCAGGUUUCUUGAGAAAGGAGAUUGAAGAAGAAGAAGGGGGAAGUUAAUCAGUGAUUUUGUUGGUACAUAUAUUAACAUGUUCAGAUUCUGUUAUGGAAAGAAGUGAACCCAGUUUAGUUCCAGAAUGGUUGAGAAGCACUGGAGGUGGCAAUUUAAGCCACCAUGUUUCGUCUUCAAAAACAGAUGGUCCAUUAUUGGCACUUCCUAGAAGAAAUAGGAUCUUGAAUAGCAGCAGUUACUCGGAUGCUCCUCACUCUUCUGUUCUAGAGCGGAGUUCUUCAACUAAUUCUCGAAGAAGUUCAAGCAGCAAUGGCUCUAGUAAGCAUGACAAGAACCCUUACUCGCGUUCCUAUAGUGGUUCUGCGAGAAAUCAACGUGCCAAAGAUAGAGAAAAGUUGGGCAUUCCUGACAUUUGGGAUUCUGAAUAUUCUGAUCCCUUGGCAAGCAUUAUUGGUGGGAGGACUGAAAAAGACACUUUAAGACGUUCAAAUUCCAUGAUUUCUAGAAGGCCGGAUGAGUUCAUGCAGCGUAAAUCCUUCACAGAUUUGAGAAAUAAAGGCCACAAUAUCAACGGCAAUGGAAAUGGACCCAGUUCUGUUGGUAAUGCUUCUACUAGCACUCAGAAGGUGUCAUUUGAAAGAGAUUUCCCAUUGCUUGGAUCCGAUGAGAGACCUACUACGCCUGAUAUAGCCAGAGUACCAUCACCUGGGCUGAGCAGGGGUGUUCAAGGCCUGUCCAUUGGGACCUCACCAUUGAUUGGCUGUGAAGGUUGGACAUCAGCUCUUGUUGAGGUGCCUGUAGUGGGGAGUAAUAGCAUUGCAUCUUCCCCUACCUUGCUGCCAGCUCCUUCUGCUGUUGCUGCUCCACCGUCUUCUGUUUCAACGUCAAGUGAGCCAGCUACUCCGAAUGGUCUUAAUAUGGCAGAAGCGUUGGUGCAGGGUCCUUUGCGACCUCAAAAUGUACCACAGCAACUUGUAUCAACUCAGAGGUUUGAGGAGCUACCUUCAGUUGGAACCAAGAAGCUGAUUCCUAUGACCUCCUCAAUGCCUAAAACCUCGGUGCUGAACCCAUCUGAUAAGUUGAAACCAAAGACAGCGGCAAGAUCUAUUGAUAGCGUGGCUGGUCCCAAGAAUGGGCUGCAGCAAAUGCCAUCCUUGCAGCUUGGUAGUCAAGCCGUUCGUGGUGGAAGUGGCCGAGUGGAUGGCCUGAAUUCAUCUUCUUCAAAGCUUCAGUUGCUUAAAACUGGUCGAGAAAAAGUUGCUUCUCCUGCAUUGAAGGAUGUUCCUGCUCAAGCAAUUAAAGUUACAAAUGUGGUUGCAAAUGGUCCAUCUACAGGUUCUUCUUCAGUUGCAUCCUUUCCAUCUAAAAGUUCAAAUAACAUGAAGCUCUCUAAAAGUGAGCGCAAGACAUCGGGUUAUAGUUUGAAUGGUGGACAAGUGAUGGAUAAGCGGUCAUCACAUGCUUAUCUUCAGAGUCGGAAUGAUUUCUUUAACUUGGUGAGAAAGAAUUCUAUGGGUGGCGUAUCUACUGUUGCUGACUCUGACUCUGGUGCAGUGAUCUCAUCUGCUGUGCUAAAUUCAGGCGAAGAGAAGGAACUGGCCUCUGAUCAGGCGAGUCUCACUGAAAAUGGCAGUGCGGUGAAUUGUAAUGGUGAUACUUGUAAAUUGUCUGAGAGCUUUUCACACCAAAGAGGCCGUGACUUGAGUCAUCAUGAACUCAUCCAUCCAGAGGAAGAGUUGCAUUUUUUACGUGCUCUUGGUUGGGAGGAUGAUGAUGGAGAUGAUGAAGGCCUUACAGAGGAAGAGAUAAGUGCUUUUGUUCAGAAGUAUAUGAAAUGGAGACCGGAAUCAAAGCUGCUUCAGGGCUUACAGUCAAAGAUAAUGGCAGAAUCAAGUUCUCCAGCUUCGUGUUCUACUGGUGCUUCCUCUGAACCGAGAACAGCUGAUUCUUCACUGUGAAGAUUCAAUUUUUGAUUCCUAUACUGCUUCAGAAAAAUAGUGAAAGUAACUCCAGUUGGGAACUACCUUUUUACCAGCCAACUCUUGCUUGUACGGGGGAAAUGAAAGUCCUUCGGAUGCUUGAAGGUAUACCAAAGAACAAGUGAGGAUGCUUGAAGGUAUACCAAAGAACACUCUUCUUUAUCCUACUAUGGUCUAUCUCUUCUUCGUCGGCGAUCCAGCGAACCCUUACUAUGUCGAAACCAACUCACUAACUAGAGUACCAAAGGGCACCGUAAAGCGCGCUUAUGGAAGGGACACAGCACUUUUACUUUUCAACAUUAGAUUUGUGUCCAACAUAUUUUAUAGAUGAGCUGAACAAAAUAAAAGGAUUAGCUAAUAUAUUUAGAUGUAACUAACUAAGUAAUUGCACUAAUUUACAAAAUUUUGAAUGCAAUUUUUUUUAUGGAGCCAGCCACAUCAUUGGUUGAAUGUCUGACUAGUUCAAACUCCAACAUAAGGUUAGCUGAAGUAUAUCAUGAGGUAACUAAUUAAUAUACUAGGGUUCCUUUAUAAUUAUUAGGGUUACUUAUCAA